Molecule: messenger RNA, 631 nt
Organism: Nicotiana tabacum (common tobacco)
Lineage: Eukaryota; Viridiplantae; Streptophyta; Magnoliopsida; Solanales; Solanaceae
Source: RefSeq, a predicted model, not a curated record
GCAAAAUCUGAUUUAUGCGUUUGUUAAUCAGUUUUUGUUGUUGAAUGUGCUUUUUCAUAUGAGCUGAAUCCUAUAAUGUUGUAAAAGAACAGCUUGAUGCUUUAUCCUUUGAAACCACUAAAGAUUAUAACUUUGUGGCUUUAAUCGCCUGAAUUUGAACGAGGAGAAUGGAAAGAUAAGCUAAUGGGUGAUAAGAAGAAGGCCGGAGCUCUAUUCGUGAGGCUCGUUUCAGCUGCUGGAACUGGGUUUUUCUAUGUAAAGAAGAAGACCAAAAAGCUUCAAACGACUCAGACGAAACUUGAAUUCAGAAAGUUUGAUCCUCGUGUGAAUCGUCAUGUUUUGUUCAAGGAAGAAAAGAUGAAGUGAUACAAAUGCCAAACUUGUACCAAAUUCUCUUUUAAUAUCUGGCUUUCCUUUGCAGAAACCAGUUAUGAAAUUAGAUAAAAGGACGUUGCUCAACUUGUACCACAGCAAUAGGUUUGGUGUGUUUAGUUCUGUUUAUGUAAUUGUCUGAAUUCGUUCAUGAUAUUGUCUGAGUGAAACACAGUUAUAGAAGAGCGGCUGUGAACGAACGAUUCAUUUUGUUUACUGCAAUAACUUUUGCUCUCCCAAUUACAGGAAAUUAGCUAAA